Molecule: messenger RNA, 918 nt
Organism: Aphanomyces astaci
Lineage: Eukaryota; Oomycota; Saprolegniomycetes; Saprolegniales; Verrucalvaceae
Exons: 3
Coding region: 27-869 (280 amino acids)
Molecular function (GO): calcium ion binding
Source: RefSeq, a predicted model, not a curated record
AUCAACCGUUCCUCCGUGGCGUGGUGAUGGGAUGCAUGCAGUCCAAGGUAGGAUCUGCACAGACGCCGCAGCCGAAUGCGACGGUCGACCCGUCGAACCAGGGAAGCACGAUGAAGAACGUCGAUUCAUGGAUCACAAACAACAACGAUUACGUGGCCAAGAGCUCCGUGGACAAGAAGAUCAUCAAGACCCUGCAGGCUCGCAAGAAAAAGAUGGACGACGAAGGCACGUUCUCAAAAAACACCAACUUUGAACGCGUGGCCAUGCAGUUUGGCAACGUCGAAAUGGCGUUCAUGUGUAUCCGCGACAUCUACACCAAACACAUUGACCCGACACGAAAAACCAUGCAGAUGGACAACUUUUGCCGCGCCUUGUCUGCGUUUGGAGUAACCAUCGAUCGACCCGCCAUCCAAGACAUUUUUAACGAAUCUGACCUCAUCCGGGACAACUCGCUCAACUUUAACGAGUUCGCCGUGUCACUGGCGAUUUGCUACCUCUUGGAUGUUGUGCCAGGGCUAAGCGCGGCCAACAGCAGCCCAGCGGACCCCCUAGCGGACGAGCCACUGGAGGACCCUGGCGUCGAGUUGGACGCGACCGACGCCAAGCGCGUGGCGAAAGCGUUCGACACUGUCGUGAACGCAUAUCUUAUGUUUGACGAAGAUGCCAGUGGCAUCAUCAAGUGGGACGAGAUGAAAGAGAUUCUCAACAAACCCGAAGACGGCAAAGCCAAAACCACCACGCACAAAACCAAGUUCUUCAACAUCGAGCGGUGGAAAGAACUGGAUUGGAACAAGGACGGGAGCAUCAAUUUCCAAGAGUUUUUCCUCGCGUUUCAAAAGUGGGUCGGCGUCGACGAGGACGAGCAAUGAACAGCUAGAGUUAUUUUUUAAUUAUAUACUAACGUUACUGUGGAACGGA